Messenger RNA from Patiria miniata (bat star), 2059 nucleotides. RefSeq lists its product as uncharacterized. Lineage: Eukaryota; Metazoa; Echinodermata; Asteroidea; Valvatida; Asterinidae. The record is from RefSeq and is a predicted model, not a curated record. The coding region runs from base 191 to 1747 and encodes 518 amino acids. Gene Ontology annotation, molecular function: protein binding. The transcript has 11 exons.
ACAAUGAAUGAUAAAUAUUUUAUGCUGAGUAAAAAAAAAAUUCCCGUGUAAUUAAUUUAUCAAAAACGCAGAAAUAGAUCGGUCACGGCAACAGCAUAAUGAUAUAAAACAGAAGCUCUACGGAAGAAAAGAUUUCACAUUAUUUUUCUGAAAGAUGUGAAAUUCGACGGUGGUCAUCAGGUGGUUUGUGAUGGCUCUGUCUCCGCAAGAACGAACGUGGGCGCAGCUGCAGGAGAAUUUGCAAAGGAAACGCCAGACCCACGGCCUCAAUCGCGACCCACAAGGAGCGAAGUACAACAGAUACAAGAAGGCUCCAUCAGUGCCAUUACCAAGGAUUGUUGAUUCGCCCUCUGAUGCUCCCUUGCGUGGGAGUCACUACCCAGUCAUACCCCCUGUAGCCAAUGACAGAUUUUACAACGAUGAUGCCUUCAGUGUACAAAGCUACAACUCAGACUUUGGACAGAGCGAGGACUUUGAUGACCGACCCUUCUACUCCUCAUCACCCCAGGGUGUGAGUCACCCCUAUCCUUACAUUGGCACAGCCAGGGGUCACCAUGCCAAGCCACCGGCUCAGCGCGACCCCUGGAACUCUUCCACUAGAGUCAGAGGGGAGCGGAGGCCUUUCGUGGACUCGGUGGGACAUGCCUCCCGCCUGCCGGCAAGGCACCAGCAGAGACACAUUGGGCACAGACCGAGGAGGGAAGUGAGGGGGAGGGACCCCAGGGUGGGGGGUUUCCACAGCCGGCACGUCUGGAGAGACCCAAAUGAAGAAGCUCAAUUGGAAGACGACUCGGCGACCGUUGUGCAGCGGCAUUACAGGGGCUACCGAGCAAGAAAGAACCUGGAGCUGUUGCAGCAUCUUCAGAACCCCAGCUUUGCCCUGAGCUUCAUGCAUCACUUCUUGAAGGACGCCUUGCAGAAUGACCUGAUCCUGGAUGUCGCCUGCGAGGUCCUGGUGGAGGAACGAUCACUCAAGCAACAGCAGCAUACAGAAACCAGGCGCUCAGGUGUCAACAGGUUGACUGACGCUUACAGCCCGUCUUACGACUCAAGUUUUUGGGAAGAGGCCUUGGACCGGCCGGACAUUCACAGACCGGUGGCCGCCAGUCUCGUGAUGGAGGUGAUUCGCGAGGAGUCCCGCGGCGUUGUAUCCGACGGGGUCAGCGAACUCUUGCAGGAUUACUUCAACACCAAAGUCGUGGCCGACACCAGUGGGACGAUGAUGACCGAAGUGCUGGUGGAAAUGCUGCCAGAUUUGUUGAAAGAGUGCCAAGUGGAGGUUGCCAUGGAGACAGUCGUUGAGGAUCUCAUCGACGUGGAGACGCAGUCCUGUGUGGGCAGGUUCCUGCAGGAGGCUCUGGUGAGGGGAAACAUGCCCCUCGACAGUCUCGAAAAACAGAUGGACAUACAAGAGGUUGCUAGAGUAGCUGAAAGUUCCUUAUUAGACGCUGCUCUUCUAGAUCAUUUGCUGUCGGCGGUGGUAACGAACGUGAAGAAAUGGAGCCAUGUGGAAUUUGUAGAUAGGUUUCUGGAUGACUGGUUGUUGGAGAUUCUACUUGGCCAAUAUAUCGGCAUUGUACACAAUCGGCGGGCUACUGAGGAAUGCAUUCCCCUGAAACGACUUCACGAGAAGGUUGUCACCGAUGUGGCUCUGGAUACCAUCUUCAGCGAGCUGACAGGCCAUCUACAGGAAGAUCUUCAAGACCUAGAUGAAUAUGAGAGAGAUGAUGAAAGCCCGAUACUCUGAUGCAGUGUUCAAUAGGUUCACAGGUUAAAAUAGGCUGAACUGUUCUACCGAAUGACAUAAUUGUGUGUACAUGUAUUAAAUACAGUUGGAGAACAUCAAUUAAGAAAAAGAGAGAACAACAGAUGCGUUGUUGUCCUCGAAUGGAGGUCUUGAGUUGAGAACGGUCCUCACAUGUGAGUUUGUGUGCUAUGAUAGGAGUGUAAAGUAUGUGGGGUGUGUAUAUAUGUGGGCGGGCUGUCACCGCAUUAGGCCAAAAAAAAAAGUCUCUGGUUUCUGGUAUGCGCACGCAUCGCCGUAGCCAUGCGCGUCGGC